Lytechinus pictus (painted urchin) is the source of this 3254-nucleotide messenger RNA. RefSeq lists its product as uncharacterized. The transcript is spliced from 6 exons. The record is from RefSeq and is a predicted model, not a curated record. NCBI's taxonomy places the organism in Eukaryota, Metazoa, Echinodermata, Echinoidea, Temnopleuroida, Toxopneustidae. The coding region runs from base 383 to 904 and encodes 173 amino acids.
AAUAAAAAAAAGUUGUGUAUUCAACGCACACUCGGGUUUGGGUUUACCACAUACACUUGUACGUUUCAGGCUAGGUGGAGUCGCGUAUUGUGUGUGUUCAUUUUUCAUUUCCAUAAAGCAUAUUCAUCUUUGGGCGAAUCACAAUAGAAUAUGACGAUGACCUCACCAAAACCUUUCAGCCACUGAAUCAAGUUCGCAUACCUCCAAAUCACACAGGCAUACAGGGCGGAGAGGCGCAUAUAAUUUACAGAACACGUACAGAGGUAAAAAGUUGACACCCAAAUGUAACGAGCGCAGUGGUUCUGUACGUGUUUUGUAGCUUUCGGGAAACCAUUUUGAGGAGAAAUUAAGAGGGUAUUUCGUGGCGUCUUUUUCAAGAAAAAUGGCGCUUACUCCGUAUCACUGCUACUGUUGCCUAUCCCAUCGUAAAGGUGGGAUGUUGGGCGCCAUUAUUACUCUGAUUAUUUCUGCAGCCAGUGCAGCUUACUAUGUCUGGGUUCUGCUCGAUAUGUACACACGAUCCAAUGAGUUCACAAACCAGAGCUAUUUCACAGCGGUAUUGGUUCUGCAUUACUUCCUGAUUGCCAUAACUGGAAUUAUCUUCCCUCUCCUCACCCUGAUCCUCUUCUCGGGGGCGUACUGGUACUAUUCGAUUCCAGUGGCAUUCUUUUCGGUUAUGGCAUCGUUUGGAUCUAUUCUGGAGCUCGGAGCCAUCGUUUUCUUCGCUGCAACAUUCAACAGCACCUACGUGACGACGGGUGGACUUGAGGAUGAACCCCUCAUUCUGGCAGAGAUUAUAUGGUUUUGCUUCCGGUUCAUCUACAUGCUUCAUGUGAUCUUCGCAUCCUGGGCCUUAUACCAAGAGAACAGCUCAGGAAACCAACAAAAGAGCUCAACCUUCUAAAUCAGUCAUGAAGCUUUGUUAAACGUAAAGCUCAUUGAAGGCCAAAAUUGGAAGACAAUGUUUACUGGUCACAUUAAACUAAUUUAAAGUAAUUGGCCCAUAUUCUGAACUCGGGUUUAAAUUAAACCCUGGUUUAAAGUUGUGGUUUGACUAUGGAGAGUUAAUUGGGGCACAAAGCCUUUACAGUCCACAUCCAAUUUAUUAACUCAUUUGACUCUCAAAUUGUUCUCGAGUGUCUGGGAAUGAUAACUGAAGUAUUCUGAAUUAUAUUUUCUUCACUAUGAAAGUAACAGGAAACGAAAUAGUAAACAUAAAAGAUAUACAAUAUAAACAGAAUUUUUGAAUGUUUGCCCCCCAUAAUUUUAGCACAGAUUUAGACUGUGAUCUAAGUUAAAACUGACUUCAGAGUACGGGCCAUGAUGUUUAGUAAAAUAAGUACCAAGUGAAAAGAACAGUAUGUUCACAGUGUAAAAUAUGUGUUUUGUAAUGUGGACACAUUGUAUUCUCUCCAGACUACAAAAUCUAAAAAAGGAACUGAAUAAAGACAAUGGUGAAUGCUUGCCAACUUGCAUUUAUCAAGCCAAUUAUGCUGUUUGCUCCUCUCAGUUUCUACUUUUGCUUUUGAGAAGUGCAAGUUGGAAGGGUACAAAUCUGCCUUUACUGAUUGCUACUUUUUUUAACUAAUUAAAUGUACAUUGUCUACUUAUUUGACUAAAAUAUCAUAAAUCGUCCCUAAAUAUACAUGUAUAAGAGAAUCAAAUUCAAUUCACUUAUCAAUAUGUAAGAACUAAACAUCUCAGAGUUUUACGUCUUGGGUUUGGCAUACAUGUACAUAUUUGUCUGUACUACUGUAUGAAAUAUGUUUCAGAAAGUUAAGGUAACUGAAUAAAAAAAAACAUACAAUUUAUUGGCCUACACUCAGAUUGAAAUAAAACUGUUUUGGAAGUCUAUCACAGUAAUUAGGGGUAAUAUUCCCUGGAAACAUUAUAAUCAAUUUAAUGAACUUCCACAACAAGUAUACAAUGGUCUGUGAAAUCUGUAAAUAUACGAAACAAUUAAUUUGUACACCAUGAUAUAAUGUGACGAAAAUGUAAAUUUAUAUAUAUAAGCUUUUGCUGUUAUCUAUCAUUUCUCAUUUUAAUUCUCUCUCUCUCCCUCUCUAUCUUGUAAUUUAAGAAAGAAAAUACUGACUCUUUUUGCUUUAUCAAAACAACUCAUCAAAUAUUAUCCUUCCUUCUUAUCUUUAUAUACUUUAAGUUUAUCUCACUACAUAUUUAUAUUACUUUAGAAAAUUGUUAUAAUCAUUUCUUUUCUUCAUUUUUAUCAUAGCUUAACAUUUAUUAUAAUCAUUUGAGGCUGAAAUCUAGAAAGAAAAUUGAGAACCUAGUCAAUUUGAAAUGUAUAUAUCUAUAAAAUGUCUGAACAUACAUGUAGUCAUCAAAAAGAGGUCAAGUCCAGUGUUCUGGUUCUGGAACAUCAAAGUGCAUUCCAUUUAAUUUUGUAUAGUGCAUACAUUUCCUUACAACACAGCAUCCAAAUUUUGUUUAUCAAGAGCGUCUUCACAUAAAUCAGGUAAAAUAUUUAUAAAAUGAUUCACAAUAAUUAAGUCCUUUCAUUUAUUCACUCUGGUGAUGGGGUAGAUGUAUUGAAAGGUUCCUCUUGUGUUUGAACAAAAUAAAGUGUUUCAUUCCUAUGUUUUAGUGCCAUGCAGACAUUUGUUUAUUUGAAUGUUUGGUUGUUUUUCCGUUAUUGUUGUUGCCUAAUAGGCUGUGGACCAUAGACUUAUCUCUUGUUUAAUCAAUGCCAUGAUUUAAGCCUGGGCUAAAGUAAGGGGAAGCCAAUAGUGUCAAAAUUGUGUUUACAUGUAGGCUACACUGUGUCCUUCUUGUGGUGGGCUAUUUCACCAUGAUUUAAUGAUGAAGAAAACAAACUAUAGUAUUGUCUCUAUCAUUUCCAGGCAAUCUGUAAUGAUUCAAAUGGCAAACAUGAUGAUUAAUGAUUUACUGUGAAGUUCAGAACACAGACCUACAAAUAACAUUUUCAUUUCAUAUCUCAGUAUAUAAUUAGCAAUUUGAAAUGAAACAAAUCUCUACCCCCCCCCCCCCCACCUGCAAAACUACAAUAAAACUCAAAUUCAUACAAGUCCAGUUAAAGACAAUCUAAGGGGUAGUCUUGUAUUUUAAUUAUGAAUCCUGGCAAGCUGCCACAGGGUUUAUUUUUAACAUAAAUGUUGUCUUUCAUUUCAUAUUUUUUUAAAGAUAAAAUAUUUGCCUAGUAAAAAAUAUGUGAAACAUUAAUGUCUUUCAUUUCAAAUAUGAAUUUUAGAAUAAAAUGCAAGGACCAAAAACUG